Messenger RNA from Manis javanica (Malayan pangolin), 4274 nucleotides. RefSeq names its product transcription factor AP-2 beta (gene TFAP2B). The record is from RefSeq and is a predicted model, not a curated record. Gene Ontology annotation, molecular function: RNA polymerase II transcription regulatory region sequence-specific DNA binding; DNA-binding transcription factor activity, RNA polymerase II-specific. NCBI's taxonomy places the organism in Eukaryota, Metazoa, Chordata, Mammalia, Pholidota, Manidae. Gene Ontology annotation, cellular component: nucleus. Gene Ontology annotation, biological process: regulation of cell population proliferation; anatomical structure development; regulation of transcription by RNA polymerase II.
GGGAGCCGGCGAGCUGGGCGGCGGAGAUCGCGGAGAAGUUGGAGAAGGAAGGAGGAAGGGGAACAAAGUCCCGGGCGACCGGCGCGAGCGGCGCAGGGUUGGCGGGACGGAGCGGUGGCGGCUGGACGCACAGAAGUUCCCGCGACCUGCGCGGGGAAACACGGCCCGCCGCGCCGGGAACGCUCGGGAGAGCCGGGCAGGCCGCCGCAGUGCGGGGACCAGGGGAGCGGGACGCGCAGCAGCGACCGGCCGGCUCCUCGCGAACCCGCUGGCCCCGUCCCGAAGGGCGGACAGGCCGGGACACGUGGCUCGAUGCCCCCUGCGCUCGCACCCAGGGCCCCCAGCUCUGCCGUCCCUGACUUCUGAUUUCGGGGUGUGCGUGUGCGUGUGUGUGUGUGUGUGUGUGCGCGCGCGUGAGAGUUCCUUCGCCUGCCUGCGCAAUGAUGACUGGGGUUUUCCUUUCCUCUUUGUGGUUGUGUACCGACUGUAACGAAGAGCCGCGCCUCCGCCUGGUGGGUUUGUUUCGGUUCGGCCUCCUUUCUUUAUCUACCGGGAGAAAUAAUGGAAAAGUCGAAGGCGCUAGAACUAUCCGAAAGAGUGUGAGCGCCCGAAGUGGGCAUGCCACUGGCGGGGACGGGGCGGCGGCGUAAAUAGCUCGGGGUGUACGCAGUGGGGUUUCAGUGGGUUCUGCAAGAUGUUAGUCCACACCUAUUCAUCCAUGGACCGGCACGAUGGCGUCCCGAGCCACAGCUCGCGGCUCUCCCAGCUGGGCUCGGUGUCCCAGGGACCUUACUCCAGCGCCCCGCCGCUGUCCCACACCCCGUCGUCAGACUUCCAGCCGCCCUACUUCCCGCCCCCCUACCAGCCGCUCCCCUACCACCAGAGCCAGGACCCCUACUCCCACGUCAACGACCCCUACUCCCUGAACCCACUGCACCAGCCCCAGCAGCACCCCUGGGGACAACGGCAGCGGCAAGAAGUGGGCUCGGAAGCCGGCUCUCUACUGCCCCAGCCUCGGGCCGCCUUGCCCCAGCUCUCGGGCCUCGACCCCCGGAGGGACUACCACUCGGUGCGCCGGCCAGACGUACUUCUGCAUUCCGCGCACCACGGCCUGGACGCGGGCAUGGGUGAUAGCCUCUCGCUGCAUGGCCUCGGCCAUCCCGGAAUGGAAGACGUCCAGUCAGUUGAAGAUGCCAAUAACAGCGGCAUGAAUCUAUUGGACCAGUCUGUCAUAAAAAAAGUUCCGGUUCCUCCCAAAUCUGUGACCUCUCUGAUGAUGAAUAAAGAUGGCUUCCUUGGAGGCAUGUCCGUCAACACCGGCGAGGUGUUUUGCUCGGUCCCGGGUCGUUUGUCUCUGCUCAGUUCGACUUCAAAGUACAAAGUAACUGUGGGGGAAGUUCAGAGACGGCUUUCACCCCCCGAAUGCCUCAAUGCGUCUCUCCUUGGCGGCGUCCUCAGAAGAGCCAAAUCGAAAAAUGGGGGGAGAUCUUUGCGAGAAAGGCUAGAAAAAAUCGGUUUGAAUUUACCCGCGGGCAGGCGCAAAGCAGCAAAUGUCACGUUACUCACCUCCCUGGUGGAAGGAGAAGCUGUUCACCUAGCUCGGGAUUUUGGGUACAUUUGUGAAACGGAGUUCCCUGCCAAAGCUGUUUCUGAGUAUUUGAACCGACAGCACACGGACCCCAGUGACCUGCACUCUCGAAAGAAUAUGCUGCUGGCCACCAAGCAACUUUGUAAAGAAUUUACGGAUCUGCUGGCGCAGGACCGGACGCCGAUCGGAAACAGCCGGCCCAGCCCCAUCCUGGAGCCGGGGAUCCAGAGCUGCCUCACGCACUUCAGCCUCAUCACGCACGGCUUUGGCGCCCCGGCCAUUUGCGCCGCGCUCACGGCCCUGCAGAACUAUCUCACCGAGGCGCUCAAAGGCAUGGACAAGAUGUUCUUGAACAACACCACCACUAACAGGCACACGUCUGGGGAAGGCCCAGCUUUGCCCGCAUGGUUUAUGAGCUUCUUCAAAGAGGACUUGGGCUUCCUACACAAUCUAUAAGGUACAGAGAAAAAAAAUCUGAUCCCUUUUUAAUCAAAGCCUGUGUGUCAGAAUUCUGCAGGUGCACUUCUUUAAAGAAGCUCAAAGGGAAUAAUUUAGAAAGUGGCCAAUAAGAGAUUGAAGCAGCUUUGAGUCUAGUUGCCAACAGAUACCUCAGCAUGGCAUUUGGGUGAAGGGUGGGGGCUGCAGAAUGAAUUUUAGGGGAGAAGAAUAAGGGUUCUCGGAGCCCAAUAUUUUAACAAUAUUGCCUGCCUUUAAAAUGGAUUUCAUUUAUUUGGGCGCUUUGGUGAUGGCCGUUUUAAUGGGGGGAAAAUCAUCUUCAUGAGUGCUGUGGGGAGGAGGGGGUGGCAAGCUCCCCUGCCUGAGCAACAAUUGCUUUCUUACAAGAUGCUUUAUGAAUGAAGCAUUGCCCCUCUCCCGGCCGUGCACUUGUUUUGGCAUAUAGUGGUAAAAUAAUGCAAAGUGAAAGGAGAUGUAUUUCAGCUUUGAAUUUUACCGUCUGGACAGACUGGGACUAUUCCCAGUGGAUAAAGUUUCAUGCAUUUAAUAUCUCUCACUUCUGGCAGCCCAGCUUCUUUCUCAGGCCUCAUCUGAGCAUUAUCAUGAAAUAGGAUCUGGAACCCAUUGUUCCCAUCCUGCCAAAAGCAGUGGGAAAUCCCCUGUGUAGGGCUGGGAUGAGUGAAACACCUCUCUAAAUUUAGUGUCCUACCUGCAUCUCUUUAUACAAGGUAGAGAUAUUAGUACCUUUGCAACAUCCCUUGAAGAUAAAGAGCCAGGUUUCUGUUCUGCAGGAUUUAUACUUAGGACCCAGUGGGACACUGAGUUCUGCUGGUUGGGUGGGCCUUGGCCUGGUGGGAAGGUUGGAGGGUUGGGGGUUAGGAACCUGUUGGGGGUUAGGAACCUGACAUUUUUGUGGGAGAGGGAGUUAGAGAGCCGAUUUCAGGUCACCAGGAGGGUCCAAGCAACUGUUAAUGUCAAAAUCCAGCCCGUGCACCGCCAGCUCCUUUAGGGAGUUCUAGGGGGGCAGGACUCAGCCCUAGUGUUGAAGAAGUACAAAGACCGGGAACUAGACCGUAUGUAAAUUGUAGAUACUUUCUCUCUCCCCAGCUCAGAAGCCUGCGCCUUUGUCCGAGGGCCUGGCGGCUUGCAUUAGAUGUGUUCUGAUUGCAAAAGGCCAGGAGAAAUCACACUGAAUACCAUCGUCUCCUUUCGUUGCAGGGCAACGCGCCCCACGCGUGUGACGUGCGAGAGACGCGAUGGACGCGCCUUGCUCUUACUGUGCAGGUCCCGAGAGCGUGUGGGCCACUCGCGCCCAAUCGUGUUGAGGACAUAGAAUCAGCCGAUGGAGGGGCCGCGGGCCGCGCGGGCCCUUCCCGCUCUCGGUCUCACCCUAAGGGCUAAGGUGACCGAGAGAGCCCCAUUCUCCAGUAGGCGCCCGCGGGCUGCAGGCGGGGAGGGGUCUCAGUGCUGCCUAGGCCUUUUGCUACCAGCGGCCACCUCAGAAGGCCAGUGGCCUAGAAAUGUCCAGGGACUCAGAAGCCCCCCCACCGUCUUUGCCAAAAUGAAAACUCUCUUCACCCUCACGCUCCUAAGGGGAGGUGAUGGGAUAGGAAUUGCCUUACUGGGCUGUAAGGCUCCCUUCAUCGCGCUUCACCCUCAUUCGUGCUUACCUCCCGCGCCCCAGCGAAGAAGAGACCCCCGCGCGCCCCCGCCUGCCUCCCCGCGAGGGGAAAGCCCACUACCCCCCGCUCUCCGCCUCCCUUCUCCUUUCAAGUGCGACCCCGGCCCCCAUGCUUUCCUUAGCCAGGCCCGCUACGUUUAUCUGAUAAUUGAGUUAUUAAAAGAUUUGGUUUCCUUUGGCCCAUAAAUCAAUAAACAGUAGGAUUAACGCACGAGUUUGCCUUUUAAGUCAAGGGAAACGUUUAAAGCAAGCCUUUUUGAGCUUUGUUUUCAAACCAAACAGGUGAGUUGCAGUUUUCCCUCCUAACACCUGCACACUUUAGCCAUUUUAACACGUGCUCCCUCCUAAAUGCUCAGUCCCGAACCAAAAGAGCUAAAGACAGAACGGAGGAGUCAGGAUGCGGCAGCGUGGCCCUCACACUUUACACUUUGCAAGCUCCUUUGGAGGUUCUAAAAGUCUCCUUCCCAUUCUCUGUCUCACUCUGCCUCCUCCUACAGGUAUUGUGGGUCUCAGAGGACCAAAAAAAAAAAAAAAAGGGGGGGGGGGGGG